This is a messenger RNA of Suillus bovinus, 1881 nucleotides long. RefSeq names its product iron reductase. Gene Ontology annotation, cellular component: plasma membrane. The transcript is spliced from 7 exons. The record is from RefSeq and is a predicted model, not a curated record. The coding region runs from base 1 to 1767 and encodes 588 amino acids. Lineage: Eukaryota; Fungi; Basidiomycota; Agaricomycetes; Boletales; Suillaceae. Gene Ontology annotation, biological process: copper ion import; intracellular iron ion homeostasis; iron ion transport. Gene Ontology annotation, molecular function: ferric-chelate reductase activity.
AUGGCUGCUCCUGUCGUUCCCAGCGACUUCCAAAUUUACAACUCAUACGUCGAAGAUCCCAAAUGGCAAGUCAAAUUUACCAUAAUCUGGUGCACUGGCGUGGCACUGGCUGUAGCUGUCUCUAUUCCGACUUUGAUUCUCGGUCUGAGACAUGGCAGGUCCCUCAAGGGAAUCACUGGAAUAUCAGAGACCAAUGGAUAUCAGUCCACCCGAUCCGAUGGUAAGGAGCCGCCGCCUACCCGUCGAAGAGGUCGCAGGUUGAUUGGAGCUUGGAAUGCUCUAAUCUCACCAAUGUAUUGGUCUCCUCCGAAACUCGGGCUUAGUCUUGGACAAAUCAUAGUCGUAUCGUCAUACCUUGCAGCUGUACUUGUCUGCAUCAUAAAGGAUGCCCCUCUCGUUUCGAAUCCGAACAGAGCUGGAUUUCUCGCUCUGGCACAGUUUCCAGUCGUCUUUUUGUUCGCAACAAAAAAUUCAAUUCUGUCCUUACUGUUAGGACCAGGGAAUGGCUACGAGAAACUCAAUUUUAUGCAUAGGAUGGCAGGAAGAGCUAUGUUCCUUGCCGCAUGGAUUCACGGGUUCUUGUGGAUUCGCAACCGUGUACAGUAUGAACUCCCAAUUCUGGGUCCGCAGAAAGAGACUUCGGGAGUAGCUUCGAUGGCCCUCCUCUGCAUCAUCGUCCUGACAUCUUUGAGGCCAGUUAGGAGACUUUUUUAUGAGUCUUUCCUCAUCAUCCACACAUUGGCAUACGUGUUAUUAUUUUACGCUAUAUACUACCAUACGACAUAUGCAUCACCGUGGAUAUUCCCUCCCCUUGCAUUUUAUGGCGCAGAUGUUUUAUGGCGCUUAUUCCGCUAUCGAAUCAAGGCUGCCACACUUACUGCCCAGGACGCUCACAUGACUCUGAUCCGUGUUCAUAAUUGCGAUAAUGGCUGGCUUGCUGGCCAGCAUGUCAGACUGCGCAUUCUCUUCUCCCACAGAGUGUUUGAAUUACAUCCCUUCACUGUCCUCUCGGCGCCACCUUCACAUUCAUGCCUAUCGUCACCCGGAUUACUUCUCGCUGCACGGAGCGAUGGAGACUGGACGCGGGCACUGAAUAGCUAUACCCGAAAGAAACAAGAACGUUCAAAAAUCAAUAAAACGUCCAAGGGCGACUCGGGUGCUUUCGUUCGAGUCAUGCUGGAUGGUCCUUACGGAGGGUCGAGCGUCGACCUAGGUCUAUAUGAAAGCGUGUUUCUUAUAGCUGGCGGGUCUGGUGUCACAUUCGCUCUUGGUCUACUGGACGAUAUCGUCGGCAAGUGUGUCAAACUAGGCCGCAAUCAGGGAGAACGAACGAGGAGAAUCGAAUUCACUUGGUACAUUAGAUCUUUCGGUCAGAUAGAAUGGUUUGCUCCGAUGCUGAUAGAUAUUGCUACGGCAGCGUCCAAUAGCACGAUCGACCUGCACAUCUCUAUUUUCGUGACGUACCUUUGCAAUCCAGAGGCGGUCCCUCACAUCCCAAACUCCAUCAUCGCACUAUCACGUCCGUCUGUUCAAGAUCUUCUCAAGGACUUCAUCAGUCUUUCGUCAUUAUCUGAGAAAGAAUAUUUGAUUAAAACCUCAUGUGAUGAAAGCCAGAAAUCACUGCAUUCGGGUGGGGGAGUCGCGGUCUGCGCUAGCGGUCCAGAGAGCUUGACGAGAGAUGUACAGAAUGCAGUCGCAAGAUUGGGUUUGAAAAUGAGUAUGGAUGUAGGCGGGGUUGCUCUACAUACAGAGCGCUUUACUUUGUAACUUGUCAAAAUCCUAGCAGUCAACAACUCAAAAAUGUGUGAACGAGUACUUUUUGGUCUAGACAAGUAGAAAUACCCUCCUUUUACCUUGAUCAUUAACAUUCUGUCACCGAAC